Macrobrachium nipponense is the source of this 2767-nucleotide messenger RNA. RefSeq names its product lachesin-like. Gene Ontology annotation, cellular component: neuron projection. NCBI's taxonomy places the organism in Eukaryota, Metazoa, Arthropoda, Malacostraca, Decapoda, Palaemonidae. The coding region runs from base 75 to 1442 and encodes 455 amino acids. The transcript has 10 exons. The record is from RefSeq and is a predicted model, not a curated record.
CUUCUGGAUCACCUUUUUCUCGGCAAAGAGUCAGUCUAACAUUCAUCUGUAUUUGGACAUUCUUGUUCCUGUUUAUGGCAAGCACAUCAUGCACAGCUGAUACUACUGGUGGAUUGGUGAACGAUGACCGUCUGCCUCGUUUCCUGGAGCCAAUUCCGAACAAGACGGUGGUUGUAGGAAGGGACGUCAUACUUCCUUGCUCAGUGGAUAAUCUCAAAGGGUAUAAAGUUGCCUGGAUAUUCGUGGAGACCCAAACGAUCCUCACCAUACACCAUACCAUCAUCACUAAAAACCCAAGAUUUUCCUUGGCACGAAAUGACCAUAAACAUUGGUACUUAAGGAUCUCCGAUGUUCGUCCUAGUGACCGCGGAUUGUACAUGUGUCAGGUCAACUCGGAUCCAAUGAUGAGUCAAGUCGGUUAUCUUGAUGUGCAAGUUCCUCCAGACAUCAUAGACGAGGAGAGCAGCUCGGAGGUGGAUGUGAAGGAGGGGCAGGACGUGACCUUGGAGUGCCGUGCCCGGGGUUCGCCUAAACCGGUCAUAUCGUGGAAGAGGGAGGAUGGUGGCAAGAUCGAUAUUAAUAAUGGUAUCAAUUUGAAAGUGACGGACUCUGAGGUUCUUCACAUUCCAACUGUCUCCCGACUGCACAUGGGAGCUUACCUUUGCAUCGCCUCCAAUGACGUCCCUCCAUCAGUCUCAAAGCGAAUUCUGCUCCAGGUCCAGUUUCAGCCUGUCUUGUGGAUUCCGAACCAGCUUGUCGGCGUCGCAAGAGGAAUGGAUGUUACUCUUGAGUGCCACACCGAAGCUUUCCCUCGAUCAAUCAAUUACUGGACUGACGAAAAAGGCCAAAUGAUCCUCUCUAGCUCAGGCGGGAGGUUCGACAGCAUCGUAGCUGAGAACGGGUAUAAGGCCUACAUGCGUCUCAAGAUCAAAAACGUCCAGCCAGAAGAUUACAUGACCUACGGCUGCUAUGCAAAGAAUUCCUUCGGCGAAACCAACGGCAACGUCAAAGUGUACGAGAUUCCCCGUCAGAUGCUUAUCCCCCCGAACAAGGAAGAGGAAGAGGAAGAGGAGGACAAAGAAGAAAGGGUGCAAAAGGGGGAAAACCAGUCUCAGGUCGAGAUCUCCACAAAAAACUCCAGGAGGAAAGAGGAGAGCCGGAGCGAUCGACGGAGGGGCGAACGUAAAGAGGCCGAAUCCGAGAGCGACAUCAUCACCAAGAUCACUCCUGACGGAGUGAUUGAGUUCGAUGUUCAGAAGUUUCUUCGAAAGAACAAGAAGAAAGAUGCCAAGGAAGAAAAGGACGGGGAUCAGAAGACUCCAGCGCUCUCGUUCGGGCCCCACCCACCUGCCCUGCGGAACCCUCCCUCCUCCGCCUCUCCCCGCCGUCCUUCACUCUGGAGCUACGUCCUAGUGCUCAUCCUCUUGUGCGCCAGGGUGUGACAGCUGACAUAUGGUGGAUGUAACGCUGUUGUAACGUGUAUGUGAUGUGAAAUUCAGAUCAUUGUUUCGAAUAUAGUCUCUGAGUAUGUGCCAACAUGACACAUUUUAAGAAAAAGGGUCGAUGACGAGUUACAGUGGAAUGAAAUGAAGGAAUAAGACGGUGCUCCUUCGCUCACGAUCAAACAGUCACUGGUCAAUCAAUGGCUCUGGACAUGAAGGGCCGAGUCGUUCUACCUUUGGCUUGAUGUAUAUUUUGCAGACAAAGAAGUGUUUCUGAAUGCCUGAGUAUACACCAAGUGACAUAUCUGUAUAUUGAGUUGAAUAUAAAAUUCACUGAUCCCUGACAGUGGGAGAAGAAAGGCUUGAAAAUCUCUUUCUCGCUCCUCUUCACACUUCCUCUUUGGAUGGGAAACUUGAGAAGAGUUCGCUUCACUUCAUAAGAUGGUGUUGCGAAUAUGAUGAUGUUUGUGAUAUAGUGUCCUAAAUUAGCCGUAAACGCCUGUUGUAAUUAUGUCACCUAUGAUACCCUGAGCGUAUAUCUAUAGCACGUGCACAAUUUCGCCUUCGAUGAACCAGUUCAUGUUUUCCAUUCCUCUCGUCUUCACUGUGUUCAGUGUAUCCAUGAAAAUGAUUGUUAUUAUUGUCAUGAUUAGUUGAGUUACCUGAGAAUGAGUAUUGAGCAAUUUCAUAAUCAUAUCAUAGUCACGAUGCUUAUUAUAAGGAAAGGAAACUUGCCACUUUUUUUUAAAGGGAAAUAAUCUUUAUAAAGCACAAUCUUCAGGAUUACCAGAGAUGCAGUCAAGCACAUAUAGUCUACAGUUUUCCCGCCCAGACCUAUAGCUAUUAUCGAACGCGGUCAUAAAGAGGCCUCGUCUGCUUCUCUUUUGAAGGAAUAAGUCUUCCUUUAUUGGUGACUGCUCCCAUAGUUUCAUUCAUUAUCUUUGUUAUUCCCAUCAUGUCCUUUAUUUUCAGAUGUUAUUAUUAUUAUUAUUAUUAUUAUUAUUAUUAUUAUUAUUAUUAUUAUUAUUAUUCGUGCGGUAGUUAUGUCUUAUUAAAGGCUACUGCUGGUUCUCGAUUGUAACACGAGUUGAUCAAGAGAUGACCGAAAGGAGUUUCUGCUUUCUCAAGAAAGACUGUUGAGAAUCUAAAGGAAUAAUGCAAAAACAAAAAAGGGAAAUGGACUGAACUUACGAUGAAAUAUAUUCAACGUCGAAAACACGAAAAGCGUAGCUGAGCAGAGAGCAAAUGGCCUUGGGAAUGAGGUAAGAUCUCAGGCAGGCAAGUGUUAUUCACUUCUGCCCCUCUUAGGAGUGUAAACAUCAAAA